Messenger RNA from Talaromyces stipitatus ATCC 10500, 1059 nucleotides. Its product is annotated as autophagy protein Apg5, putative. Gene Ontology annotation, biological process: C-terminal protein lipidation; autophagosome assembly; autophagy of mitochondrion. The transcript has 3 exons. The record is from RefSeq and is a predicted model, not a curated record. Gene Ontology annotation, cellular component: cytoplasm; Atg12-Atg5-Atg16 complex; phagophore assembly site membrane. Bases 30 to 1046 code for a protein of 338 amino acids. NCBI's taxonomy places the organism in Eukaryota, Fungi, Ascomycota, Eurotiomycetes, Eurotiales, Trichocomaceae.
CCGGUCUACAGGAGCGUUCCUGCAGAGCCAUGUCUGGCGCCAAUCAGACGCAUCUCAACUCUAUACAAGAGAAGGUCUGGGGAGGUAAACUCCCUUUAGAGAUUGUUCUAGCCCCUUCAGAAUGUCGGAGCUAUGAUCAGUCUGAUCCCUACCUGAUAUUAUACCCUCGGAUGUCUUACCUUCCCUUCCUCCUACCAAAACUUCAUUCCUUUUUCCGACCUUCCCUUAUUCAUCCGGAAUGCGAGCCACAUUUCGGCUGGUUCUCGUUUGAAGGCGUCCCGUUAAAAUGGCACUAUCCACUAGGAUUACUUUAUGAUCUCUAUGCCGGGGCCGAACCUAUCUCACAAUCUUCCACAACUGACUACAAUAAUUUAACGCAAUCAGCAAUUCUGGUCGGUGGUCAAAAUAUCCAACCUUCCUCUGGUCAAGAGGAAUAUGACACUUCUAAUUCGAACCGAUUACCAUGGAGACUCACAUUGCAUUUCGAAAACUGGCCCAACGAGGACCUCGUACGACUUGAUGCCGACGGACUUGUCAUGCAUGACGCUUUUAUCAAUAGUGUCAAAGAAGCGGACUCACUUCGUAUACGAGACGCAAAAGGGAUCAUGACAUUGUCCAAAGAGGACACCGCUGGCUUUUGGUCAGCCAUUCAAAACCAUGACAUUGUUUCCUACCGAAGAAUCACCAAUCUCCUUCUCCCACCUUUACCGCAACCAUUUCGUCAAAUCCCUCUUCGAAUAUUCCUCCCCUUACCACCUGAUGCAGACAGACCAGCCCUUAAGGUUGCCCAAUCCCCAGUUUCACCCUCAAUUCAGGCCUCCUCCAGUACAGGUACAGGCUCUGUAGGACGAAUGCAGCCGCAAACAGUCGGAACCGCUCUGCAUUCCUUAUUACCAAAUCUUUUCCCCAGUCGGAGGAUACCGGUUUUGGCAAAGCCGGUAUUGCAUGGUGUAGUUUUACCAAUGUCCGCGCCGUUGGAGGAAGUUGCGCGGAGUGCUGCAUAUGGAGAUGGUUGGAUCUCUAUAGUUAUUUCUAUGGUUGGAUAAAGUCUUAUGGUAA